AUGGAUAUCAAAACUCAACGUUUUGUAGCAGACAAGCCUUUAAAGAUUUGUUCUUCAAACUAUUCAUCUGUUGAAGUCCGACAAGUGAAAUCUGGUGUAAUAUGUGCCGCGUUGUGUGUGCAUCAUCAGUCAUGUUGUUCUGCUGGUUUUAAUAAACAAACUGGAGAAUGUUUUCUAGAUCAUGCUUGUUUUCCAGAAUGUGUCCCAUCACAGAAUGCAACGUUCGUAAAAAAAGUAACAUCUAAAACUGAAGAUUACGAAACAACAGUCUCUAAAAUCACAAGCGAAAAGACAACAAAGAUUGCCAUAACGAGCGAAAGAGCCACCCAAAGUGCCACAACAAUCGAACGAACAACAAACCAUGACACAACAAUGGAGAAACUAACAAGCCAAAAACAAACAAGUAACGGACCUGACUGUAGUAGUGUUACUGUUGGAAGUUCUAGUGGUGUUUACACAAUAUAUGUUGACAAUCAACCUCUCGAUGUAUACUGCGAAAUGACUGGUUCUGAUCAAUGGACGGUGUUUCAAAGAAGAAUAGAUGGUUCAACAGAUUUCUACAGAACUUGGCAGGAGUACAAACAGGGAUUUGGGAGUGUAAAUUCGGAAUUCUGGUUAGGGAAUGACAAUUUAUAUAAGAUCCUAUCUACAGGGAACUACAAACUACGAGUUGAUCUAGAAGACUGGAACGGUGAAAUACGGUACGCUGAAUAUGAUACGUUUAAUGUAGGCAAUGAAGCUUCAAACUACGAACUCACUAUUGCAAAUUAUAUUGGAAAUGCUGGAGACAGCCUUACUGCACCAGAUGUAUCAUAUCCACCAAAUGGAUAUGGGUUCUCGACAUGGGAUAAAGAUAAUGAUGGAUCAUUUCUUAUUAAUUGUGGAAAAGUAGAACAUGCUGGCUGGUGGUUCAAUUGGUGUACUCAGGGCAAUCUAAAUGGGAAGUAUUACAAUGGUGGAUCGAUUGAGAAUGACGGGAUAUACUGGGAAGCUUGGAAAUUCUCACAAUAUUCUCUCAAGAGUGUAUCCAUGAAAAUAAAACAAGUGUAA
Molecule: messenger RNA, 1050 nt
Organism: Mytilus trossulus (common blue mussel)
Lineage: Eukaryota; Metazoa; Mollusca; Bivalvia; Mytilida; Mytilidae
Product: fibrinogen-like protein 1
Exons: 5
Coding region: 1-1050 (349 amino acids)
Source: RefSeq, a predicted model, not a curated record